AUGGAGUUUGAUGCAGAGAUUGAACAUGAGUUAGAGGAGACAGAAGCCUACCCUAUAGUCCCACGCAGACAAAGAAGAGACAUAACUACUAGCGCAGGUAGAGCCGGGAUAUCAGGUGGCAUGCUCCAUGUCCCUGCAACAGAAGCAGAACAUCAAUGGUUACCAAUAGGCUCAAAGGUCAAACAUCAGGGUGUCUGCAGCACAUGGGGAAACUUCCACUUUAAGACUUUCGAUGGAGAACUUUUCCAUUUUCCGGGCUUCUGUAACUAUCUGUUUGCUGCACACUGUAGAAAGGAGUAUGAAGAUUUCAACAUCCAAAUUCAACAGUCUUUGGUUAAUACUCUACCAACAAUCACUCAGAUAUCCAUGAAAGUGAAUGGGCUGGUAUUGGAGCUCAUCAAUUACCAACCUACAAUCCAUGGGGUUCAGCUAAAACUCCCUUACAACCAGAACGGACUUCAGAUAGAAAAGAGCAACACUGAGCUUAAGAUCACUGCUAAGAUGGUCUUAGUUCUUGUUUGGCAUGAUGAUAACAGUGUACAACUGACUCUCAAUAAGAAGUACAUGGGUGAAACGUGUGGUCUCUGUGCUGACUACAAUGGAGAUCAAAGCGAUGACUUUAUUUUAAAUGAGAAAAAGUUGAAUCCUUUUGAAUUUGGGAACUUGCAUAAGCUAAGAAAACCAGAAACAACAUGUGUGGACCCAAAGAGACAGCAAGAGGAACAUUGCACCAUUUAUAGAGCUUUAUGCAUUAAGCUGCUGAGGAGUUCCAAGUGGGCAAGGUGUAACAGGCUUGUGAGGGCUGAGCCUUAUAUUGACGCGUACAUGAAGGACAUGUGUCUCUGUAAAUCCUCGUUAGAGUUCAGCUCCUUCUGUCUAUGUAAAACUAUUACUGAAUAUUCUCGACAAUGUGCUCUUGCUGGGGGAAAACCCCCUAAUUGGAGAAAUCCAGAAUUGUGCCGCCAUGUGAAGGAUGAUUUUACAAAUGCAGGUUGUGUACCUAUUAAUAACUGCUCUUGUAGCUACAAAGAUAAAAUAUACGCACCAGGGGAAUCCUACCAGGCUCCAUGCUAUAAAUGUUUAUGCUCUGGAGGCUUCUGGAAAUGCGAAGACGUCCCCUGCCCAAGCACUUGUUCUGUAGAAGGAGGAUCGCAUAUCACCACUUUUGAUAAGGCUCAUUAUACCUUCCAUGGGCAAUGUUUAUAUGUUUUAGCAAAAUCGUGUGCAGACAAUGCAUUUUUAGUGACUAUAGAAAUGCAGAAAUGCGGCUACAGUGAAACAGCUACUUGUUUAACACGGGUCCUCCUGUUCUUAGAUAAUGAAAGAUACAUGUUUGAGAUCAAUUAUAGCAACAAGUUUCCUGAAGUUACCUAUGAUGAAAAAAUAAUGGCUAAAGCUGGAGUCCACGUUUUCUGGCCCUCUUCAUUCUUUCUGAUUGUACACACCAACAAAGGACUCUAUUUACAGGUGCAGAUCACUCCCAUCAUGCAACUGUUUGUCAUUCUAGAUCCAUCUUACAAGAAGAAAACAUGUGGUCUAUGUGGAAAUUUCAACAACAUUCAAAAGGAUGAUUUUCGAACAACUAGCGGUGCUAUUGAAGGCAAUGUUGUGGAAUUUGCGAAUUCAUGGAAAACUCAGUAUUCCUGCAUGAAUAUUAAAUUUGUACCAGAGCAUCCCUGCACAUUUGGCAUGGAAAUAGAGAAGUAUGCUCAUCAUUGGUGUAACGUACUGAUCGACAGUGAAGGACCAUUUGCUGUUUGCCAUGCCUCUGUAAACCCAGAACUCUACCAACAGAAAUGCCUUUUUGAUACAUGUUCUUGUAAAAGAGCCGAGGACUGUCUGUGCGCUGCUCUUUCAUCGUAUGCAUGGGCUUGUGCUGCAGCAGGAAUCCCAUUAGUUGGAUGGAGAGAGGAUGUUUGCAGGAAUUACUUGAAAUAUUGUCCCCAAUCCUUUGUGUAUAAUUAUACUGUGACAACUUGUAUACCCACCUGCCGUUCACUUACUGAGCCAGACCCAACAUGCAGCAUGAAGUUUUUUCCAGUUGAUGGAUGUGUUUGCCCACCAAACACUUACCUAAAUGAGAGAGGCGUUUGUGUUAAAAAGGAAGCUUGUCCGUGUUAUUACAAAGGAGUCACGGUGGCUGCUGACAAACCUCUGCUCUUUGGCAGAUCAGUAUGUGUAUGCAAGAAUCGAACUUGGGUAUGUGAUAGCAAAGCAAACAUGGGGAUCUGCAGUGUAUAUGGAGAGGGACAUUACAUCACAUUUGACGGUAAACGCUACACUAUCAACGGAGACUGCAUAUACACUUUGGUACAGGAUUAUUGUCAUGCUCAUGAUUUACAAAAAGGAACCUUCAGGGUAACCAUUGAGACUAUCCCUUGUGGGACUACAGGAACAUCUUGCUCUAAAGCCAUCACAGUGUAUCUUGGGGCUCACAAGAUUAUUCUCGCAGAUGGGCACUUUGAAGUGUUAGAACAAUCAAGUGAAAUGGAGAUCCCUUACAAAGUACGAACCAUGGGCAUAUAUCUGGUCAUUGAAAGCAGCAAUGGCCUUGUGCUAGUGUGGAACAGGGCGACAAGCAUCUUCAUUCAUCUAAGCGUUGACUUCAAGGGUAAAGUCUGUGGCCUUUGUGGUAAUUUAGAUGGUGACAGCAACAAUGAUUUCACCACCAGGAGUCACUGUGUUGUGGAAGAUGUGAAAGAAUUUAGAGACAGCUGGAAAUUGUCCAAAGAAUGCCCAGAGGUCUACAUAACCAAGGAACCCUGUGUUGUAAAUCCAUACAGAGUGCCCUGGGCUCAGAAACGCUGCAGUAUUAUCAAUAGUGAUGUGUUUUCAGAAUGUCAUUCUGAGGUGGACCCUGAGAUGUAUUACGAGGCCUGCGUGAGUGACACCUGUGCAUGUGACAUGGGAGGAGAUUGCGAUUGUUUCUGCACAGCAGUAGCUGCUUAUGCCAAAGCCUGCAGUGAAGCUUGUGUGUGCAUAGAUUGGAGAACACCUGAUGUCUGCCCUCUUUUCUGCGAUUUCUACAACAAAGAAGGACAGUGUCAAUGGCACUACAAGGCAUGUGGAACUCCCUGUAUGAAGACUUGCAGGAACCCUAAUGGUACCUGCCUGCAUCAUCUGAAAGGGUUGGAGGGUUGCUAUCCUGAGUGUCCUGCCGACAAGCCCUUUUUUAAUGAAGAUGAAAUGAUAUGCGUGUCUCAGUGUGGCUGUUUGGACAACGAUGGAAAUUAUUAUCAAAUUGGAGAGAAGGUUGAAUCCUGCAAUGUUAAUACCCGUUUUGUAUGGGGCUCUGCUGCUGCUGCAGACCAGCAAGAGCAAAGAAGAGCUCCCACAAGCUCUUUGAUCACUCCUGCAAUUGCCGGUUUACUGGCGAUUGUGUCCCAGCCAGAGGCGGCUUCAGGGAUAGGGAUAAAGGUUUCUUCUGUCUCCACAUGA
Molecule: messenger RNA, 3438 nt
Organism: Spea bombifrons (plains spadefoot toad)
Lineage: Eukaryota; Metazoa; Chordata; Amphibia; Anura; Pelobatidae
Product: mucin-5B-like
Exons: 23
Coding region: 1-3438 (1145 amino acids)
Cellular component (GO): extracellular matrix
Molecular function (GO): protein binding
Source: RefSeq, a predicted model, not a curated record